Mollisia scopiformis is the source of this 839-nucleotide messenger RNA. RefSeq lists its product as uncharacterized. Gene Ontology annotation, cellular component: membrane. Lineage: Eukaryota; Fungi; Ascomycota; Leotiomycetes; Helotiales; Mollisiaceae. Bases 147 to 593 code for a protein of 148 amino acids. The record is from RefSeq and is a predicted model, not a curated record. The transcript has a single exon.
CUUAAUCCGAUAUCAUGUCUCGAAUUUCUUCGUUGAUGUUCAAUCCAAUCUGUGUAACUGUCUGCCAAAAAGGAUCAGUCCCGUCUUCAAUCCGCAACUGAAUCCUUGCCCCGAGUCUCGAUAGAUAAAUCCAACACUCCUCCAUCAUGUCCAAUCUCUCGUUCUUCGGAGUCCCCAUGUACUGGACUUUAUGCAUGAUCCCGCAUGGCUACGCAAUAAACAUCAUGAAAAAAGCCAACAACGGUCGAUGGAACAACACCAGCCCACGUUCUUCCAACUGGGACGCCUCAUUACGCAAAUCAACACCGGCUGACAUCUACAGUCGCUACGAACGAGCCGAGGCCGCUCACAAAAACGGCUUUGAGAAUCUCCCACUGUUCGUUGGUGCCGUAUUGGCAGGAAAUAUUGCCAAACUCGACACGAAAACUCUCAACACCUUCGUGGCCUCUUAUCUGGCAUCGCGAGUUCUCUAUACGCUCAUUUACAUCAACGUUUCCAAGAACAGCCUCAGUUAUUUUCGGACUGUGGUGUGGCUGACAGGUGCUGUGAUGUGUUUGGGGAUCUUUGUAAAAAGUGGCAUGGCCAUGGCCUAGAUGAAUGAGAGGCGGCGCCAUUCACAUGCUGAUUCUAAUGAGUGUUGUCGUGUUCAUAAGGCUGAAGAAUGUCGCGAAGAUUGGGUUACUGCCGAUGUCUCAGCCCAAGAAGAAUUAUCAUGGUGGGAGCCACCCUGGACAAAGCAUUGAUCCGAAGGCUUGCAUGUUUCUCUCUAGCGAAUCUGAUUCUACGUUUCAUCUCAGUGCAUGUACCUUUCUCAUUUAAUCAAUCAAUCAAUUGACAAG